Penicillium cinerascens is the source of this 1020-nucleotide messenger RNA. RefSeq lists its product as uncharacterized. Bases 1 to 1020 code for a protein of 339 amino acids. NCBI's taxonomy places the organism in Eukaryota, Fungi, Ascomycota, Eurotiomycetes, Eurotiales, Aspergillaceae. The record is from RefSeq and is a predicted model, not a curated record. The transcript has 2 exons.
AUGUCUGCUCAAUCCGUAUUAGUCAUUGGCGGCUCAGGCGCCCAGGGAAUGCCAAUUGUCCAAGAGCUAUCUCGACAACCACAAUACUCAAGCAUUCGCGUGCUGACUCGGGAUUCAACCUCUGAAAACUCCAAACUUCUGGCGUCUCUCCCGAAAGUGUCCCUGUAUCUGGGCCGCAUUGAUGACGAAGAAUCUCUGAGAGGGGCUUUUGCCGGUAUGGAUCUCGCUUUUGUUAACACGAACAGCUUUGCUCUGGGAAUAAAGAAUGAGAUCUACUGGGGGAUCCGGAUCUAUGAGCUAGCCGUCCAAGCCAAGGUGAAACACUUCAUCUGGUCCUCGCUAGACAAUUUCACAUUCGACACGCAAUACGACGAUACGUUGCGAGUCGGCCAUUACUACGGUAAGGCCCACGUGGAGCAGUGGCUCUCUGCGAUCCCGCAGAGGGAAGACUCGACGCGAUGGUCCGUUUUGACGACAGGGCCUUAUAUUGAAAUGCUAUUUGAGCUGCUACGGCCCCGCCAGGACGAACACGGAACUUAUGUUUUUGAGGCGCCUCUAGAAAACGGUUCUGUCCCAUUCAUACACCUGGAAGACUUGGGUCAUUAUGUGCACUGGAUCUUUUCACACAUCAGUCAGUCAGCCGGGAUGAAUCUCAAAGUGGCGAUAGAGCACGUUUCGUACGACUACCUUGCGGCGACGUUUACCAAGGUCACUGGGAAGCCCGCGCGGUAUCAUAAUGUCUUGGUUGACGAGUUAUUUACCAGCGGCCCCCUCGCCACGGUGUCGGAAGUUAAACUAGGCGCUGAAACCGCUGGAGAGGAUCCAACAUUACUUUCAUACAGGGAAAACUUUUCCGCCUGGUGGAAAUUGUACCAACGCUCUGGAGGGAAUAAAGGGAUUAUCAGAAGGGAUUAUGAAUACUUGGACAAAAUCUUCCCGCAGAGGGUGCGGAGCGUCGAGCAAUGGAUGCGAAAGGUGAAUUACACCGGUGAAAUGCGACCAGUCUUGAAGACAGGGUAG